Molecule: messenger RNA, 1194 nt
Organism: Penicillium olsonii
Lineage: Eukaryota; Fungi; Ascomycota; Eurotiomycetes; Eurotiales; Aspergillaceae
Source: the annotation of a GenBank genome assembly
AUGGUCCGAAGAACACACAAGAAGUCACGGAAUGGCUGCAUCGAAUGCAAGCGUCGCCACAUGAAGUGCGAUGAGAAAAGACCCAUAUGCUCCAACUGCACCAGCUCGCAACGGCACUGCGAGUUUGUGGGGCCUGGCCAAUUCAUUCACGCCUCUCGGAGCGCGAGUCGUGAAUUGACGGCCGGCUCCCCCUCGGUUGUAUCGCCUUCAACCGUAUCAUCGACGGGGCUGUCUCCCGCUCAGACCUUCCAGCAGCCCAGCACGUUUUCUGAUGUCGCGCCUGUUAAUAUGCUUCACGUCGAGUUCACUCAUAAUCUCUGCUCGGAAGAGAUGAUAAAGGCGCUCGGCAGUCCAGAUACGUCAAAUGUGAUAUCAUUCCAAGACUUCAUGGACUACGGGAUCAAUGCACCUUAUCUUAUAAACGAGCUGCUAUCUCUUAGUGCUCUACACCUCAGCAUCAUCAGACCAGAAAAACGCAACUUCUACCAGCAACAUUCCACUCAGUUGCAAAACCACGCAUUGAAUUAUUUCAAUGCCUCAUCAUCGCAUAUUACAGACCAGAAUACCGCACCGAUCUUCCUCUUCGCCGCCACCCUGGGCAUGCACAAGCUCUGCGAAACCUUGGUAUGCCGAGAUAACGACUUCGAGGCCUUCCUCGACCGCUUCGUACAGUAUGCUGUACUGCAUCAUGGUGUGCGAGUCAUCGCAGGCCAAGGACGAUGGGAGCUUCUGCAUCAAACGAAGCUGAAACCAUUACUGGAGCUCGGCAAGCGGAUUCCGUCCUUGGAUUCCCGCUUGGGCCCGGUAUGCCAAGAGCUACUGGACCGGAUUCAGGGAGUUGGUCUGGAUGAUUCUGUCGUGCGAAUUUACCGACAGGCUGUCCAGGCUGUACAGUCGGCGAUGACUGUGAUAGAACAGCGAGUGCCAGGAGGCAACAAUGUAGACAUAAUUGUUGCAUGGCCGGUGCUUGUUCCUCGGGAGUAUAUUGACCUGAUUUCAGAACGAAAAGGGGAAGCCCUGGUUAUAUUUGCUUUCUUUGGUGCCCUCGUUCAUACCCAUAGCCAUAUCUGGCUAUUUGGCGAUGGUGGUGAGUACUUGGUCCGGUCGAUUAGCCAAUAUCUUGGACUGCAGUGGGAUGAAUGGCUCCGUUGGCCUUGUCAACAUCUCGCUGGAAUGAAUAAUGUUAAUGAUUGA